GAAAACAAAUAGGAUUUGAAAUAUUUUCUAUUUCCUCAAGUAACGAUUUACAAGAAGGAAAGACAAGAAAUUCUCUUAUCUAAUUUUUCAUCACAUCAUUUCUUUAAAGCAACAAUAACGCAAAUUACAAUAUCAAUCAUGAAUAAAGUUGGUUUAUGGAUCUGCUCUGUACUGCUAUGUUUUGCGUCAGUGUCAUAUGGACAAACUCUUAAUUGCACCAACAUUCCAGAUGUCCCAACAAAACCACAAGAUGGUGAAAUUACUGCAAUACUGUCAAGCGCAAAUGAAAAUAUCGUAGUUUGCAACAACAUUAUACCACACCUGAAUCCUUUCAUUGCAAGUCUCAAGUUAUCGGGUGUAGAACAACUAAUAAAUCAAACAUGUAAGUUAAUAGAUGAUAUCAACUCUCGUCUUGAAAUUAUCAAUCGACGACUUGAUUGUGGACUUGUGUCGAGCGUACAAGACGCUAGAAAUUUGAAUCAAAUGCUGGGCAACGAUCAAGUUUCAAACAGAGUAUUAAACGGCGUAAAAGCCAGACUUCUUGUUAUCAAGAAUCGUCUUCAAGCUAUUAUUACACCUGCAGUUCCCUGAAUUUAAUAAUUUGUAAUUUUGUUUACAUGCAACUCUUUGUCUUGUAGUAUAAAGGAAAUA
Molecule: messenger RNA, 651 nt
Organism: Hydractinia symbiolongicarpus
Lineage: Eukaryota; Metazoa; Cnidaria; Hydrozoa; Anthoathecata; Hydractiniidae
Exons: 3
Coding region: 139-591 (150 amino acids)
Source: RefSeq, a predicted model, not a curated record